This is a messenger RNA of Engraulis encrasicolus (European anchovy), 6858 nucleotides long. RefSeq names its product plexin B3 (gene plxnb3). Gene Ontology annotation, biological process: semaphorin-plexin signaling pathway involved in axon guidance; regulation of cell migration. NCBI's taxonomy places the organism in Eukaryota, Metazoa, Chordata, Actinopteri, Clupeiformes, Engraulidae. The record is from RefSeq and is a predicted model, not a curated record. Gene Ontology annotation, molecular function: semaphorin receptor activity; protein binding. Bases 414 to 6296 code for a protein of 1960 amino acids. Gene Ontology annotation, cellular component: semaphorin receptor complex; plasma membrane. The transcript is spliced from 38 exons.
AUUCCGGUGGUGCUGACUCCCGACUGGAGUGAGUGAAGUCUUUUAAGGUUUUAGUGCUAGAAAAUCUUCCUCCACGUGUUGCGUUGAGGGCUUUUUUGUUCCCUCGCUACACUGGUAGGGGAAUUAGACGCCGCUGGAUAGCACCUCGAUUUGGGGGCGGGAGUGGUAGAGACCUGCUCUCUCUGACACACAUCAUCUGGAAAUUCAAUGUAAGCAACACUGGGUUAGUUGCGCGAAGUGCAAUUUCUCUUGGAUAAUCCGGCGCAUCGAUAACUGCGCGAGAGCCCUUGAUGGUGCCAACCACAACGCUUCCCCCUCCCCGUCGCUUGUCAGAUUGCGCCCAGCCAGCCCAGCGCACAAAGGGAAGGGAGAAACUUCAGACUUGGAUGCGCUCAAGCAGGUAAGGGGGUGCCAUGCCAGCUCCUGCUCCCUCCUCGCCUCCCCCCACCCUGGCCAUCUGGUGGAGGCCUCCCCUUGCACGGCUCCUGCUGCUCCCGCUGCUCCUGCUAUUACUGCUCCAGUCACCCCAGACCACCACCACCGCCACCACCUCCUCCUCUUCCGCCUCCUCCUCCUUCUCGGACAGCCUCCAUCGCUCCGUCACGCUCAACGGUGCCGGGCCCCUCAACCACCUGCUGCUCGACCCCCGCACGGGCCAGGUGUAUGUGGGUGCGGUCAAUGCCCUGUACCACCUGUCCCCCGAGCUGCGGCCCCUCUCCCAGGGCACCACAGGGCCCCUGCUGGACAGCCCCGACUGUCUUCCGCCCAUCGACCCGCGCGACUGCACGCAGGCCCGCCAGACGGACAACGCCAAUCAGGUGCUGCUGCUCCAGGACGGCGAGGACGAGCCUGCCCAGAGCAACAACGGCGGAGGAGAUGUGGCGGAGAGUCGCACGCGCUGGAGGAGCCUGAUCGUGUGUGGCACGGUGCUGCAGGGUAUCUGUGAGAAGCGAAGUCUAGUGGACGUCGGCCGCGUACUCUACAACACCUCCAAUCCAGUGGACACACAGUACGUGGCGGCCAACGACCCCCGCGUCUCCACAGUAGCGAUACUAGUGCCAGGUCAGGGGGCGUCUGCCGCUGCCGGAUCCCCAAUGACGAUGAUGCUGGUGGGCCGCGGCUACACCAGUAAAGGCCCCGGGGGCAUCCCGCCCAUCACCACCCGCCGCCUGCUGCCCAGCGGCGCGCACUCGGCCCCGGCCUUCUCCCACGAGGAGCUGGGCAAGCUGGUGGUGGGCACCUACUCCGAGUACAACAACCACUUUGUGGCGGCGCUGCGGCACGAGGGCCACAUCUACUUCCUGUUGUCGCGGCGGGACGUGCGCGAGACCAAAGAGUACCGCACGUACGUCUCGCGCCUCUGCGCCGACGACCCGAGCUUCUACUCGUACGUGGAGCUGCCCCUGGCGUGCGAGGGCGGGUAUAACCUGGCGCAGGCGGCCACGCUGGGCACCCACCGCGGGCGCUCGGUGCUGUUUGUGGCUAUGGCGGCGGGACAGGCGUCUACACCGACCCCGACAGCCAGGUCGGCGCUGUGCGUCUACGACAUGGAGCACGUGAACAAAGCCAUGAAGCGCGCCCAGGAGCUGUGCUACAAGCAGGAGGGGCAGGGCCCACUCGGCACAGAAGAGGCUUACAUCGAGUACGAUGUGUCAUCCAGGUGUCUGCGUCUGGCCAAGUCUUCCGUGACAGAGUACCCGUGUGGAGGGGAGCACACCCCCAGCCCCAUCGCCAGCUCCGUGCCCCUGGUAGCCGAGCCGGCCCUCACCCGCUCCACCCUGCUCACCGCCGUUGCCACCGCCACUGAGGCCGGCCACACUAUCGUACUUCUGGGAGACAAGGCUGGACAUCUGCACAAGGUGUUCCUGCAGGCUGAUGGCACAGGUGUGCUAUAUGACUCGGUGACGGUGGACGAGAGGAGCGCCGUGAACUCUGACCUCCUACUGGACUCCACCGGCCAGAGCGUUUACGUCCUCACCCAGAAAAAGGUCACCAGGCUAGCGGUGGCCCAGUGCUCGCGCCACACAGACUGCCAGUCCUGUCUGUCCGUCAGAGAUCCCUACUGCGGCUGGUGUGUGCUGGAGGGCAGGUGCUCGCGUAAGACGGAGUGCCAGCGUCAUGCGCAGGCCAACCAUUGGCUGUGGAGCUACCGGCAGGAGCAGCAGUGUGUAGCGGUGCAGAGCCUGGUGCCCUCCAGCCAGAGCAGAGAGGAACAGACACAGGUGUCUUUCACGGUGGCCCAGCUUCCCAUGCUGACAGGAGACGAGUCUCUCUCGUGUCGUUUCGGGGAGCUGCCCCCCCAGCCCGCGGUUGUCAGGGACAACAGCAUCACCUGUCAGUCACCCAGGCCGGAGCUCCUCCCCCAGAGCCCAGAAGGCAGCGAUCACAUGGCGUUGCGAGUGUCCCUUAUGUUUGGCGAUGUGACUAUUUCACACACGAACCUGACCUUCUAUGACUGCAGAGCUGUAGGGAGGCUCAACUCCACUUCCCCGUGUAUGGCGUGUGUGGGGAGCAGGUGGCCGUGUCACUGGUGCGCUCUGGAUGAGGUCUGCACUCACCAGAAGAGCUGCCUACGCAAGCCCAUCAUAUACAACACAGGGGAGGAUCUGACGCCACGUGGUGUGGACUCGUGCCCGUGUGUGUCGGCGCUGCAGGGUUCCCCUCUGGUACCCGUGGGCUUCGAUAAGGAACUCUACCUGCUAGGGAAGAACCUCGACAUGUUUGAGGAGGAGGAGGAUUAUGUGUGUGUUGUGGAGAUCGAGGGCAGGUCUCUCCUGUUACCCGCCACUCUCGUCAGAGGGGAGCAACAGACACACACCUUCAAGUGCGCCGCUCAGCAGUAUCAGUAUUCAGUGGAGAAGUUGGAGUAUGCGGCCCGGGUCUACUUGCUGAGGGGGAAGCUGCGCAUCGACUCUGCACCCAACAUCCAGCUGCGCCUGUACAACUGCUCGGUGGGCCAGUCGGACUGCAGCCAGUGCCGCGCGGUGUCCCCUGCGUACAGGUGUGUGUGGUGCGGGGGAGAGAGCCCCCAGUGUGUCUACAGCGACGCCUGCACUGCCAGCCACCAGGACAGCUGCCCACCCCCCCUCAUCACCAAGGUUGAGCCCACCACGGGUCCUCUGGAGGGGGGUACCCGCGUGACUAUCUGGGGCUCCAACCUGGGCCAACGCUUCCAGGACAUCCAGCACGGGGUCAAGGUGGCCGGGGUCACCUGCACACCACUACCUGAGGAGUACCUCAUAUCUACCAGGAUUGUGUGUGAGCUGCAGCCCAGCAGUGCGAUUAGAGGGCCCGUCGUGAUCACCGUGGGAGAUUCUCCGCCAGGGCACUCACAGCAAUCAUUCACUUAUCAAGAUCCUGAGCUGCUGGCCAUUGAGCCUGACAGGGGCCCGGUGUCUGGGGGGACCCGGCUGACAGUGAGGGGCUCCCACCUGCUGACCGGACAGAAGUCAGACCUCAAGGCCUUCAUAGGACAGCAACCCUGCUACAUUGUGGAGGAGGUGAAUGACACCCAGCUGGUGUGUCGCAGCAGUCGUGCCAACCACACCUCGGAGCUGACGGUGCGGGUGCUGUUUGGCAAGGCAGAGAGGACUGUGGGAAACGCAGUCUUCCGCUAUUUAAAGGACCCCGUCAUUACGGAUGCCUUUCCUACCGAGAGCUUCUACGGGGGUGGACGGGUGAUCACGGUGCGUGGUGAGAACUUCGACAUCAUCCAGCAGCCCCUCAUGUCCAUGCUGGUGGAGCCUCUGGGCAACUUCCUGGAGCGCAGGAGGAAGAGGAGGGGGGCAGCGGGGAGCAGCAGGAGUGGGAGGAGGACCAGGCGAUACCUGUCACCCCCCCACGCCGGCCCCCAUGUGGCCUUCAACAGCAGCCUAAUAAAGAAGCAGGAGCGCUGUGUGGACGUGAUGACGGACCAGAUGACGUGCCUGACUCCCGAGGUUCCCCCCGACUCCAGGGUGGUGCGCGUCUGGUUUGAGCUGGACAACCUGGAAGUAGACUUUGAGAGCGUUACGGGAAGGCAGUUCACCUACCACCCCAACCCCGAGCUGUACCCCCUCAACAGGGACACCCCCGACACCCAGUACCGCUUCAAACCCGGAGGAGUCAUCGCAGUUGAGGGCAAGGGUCUGAUGGUGGCGAUGACCAAAGAGGAGGUGGUGGCUCGGCUGGGCAACAUGGAGUGUGACGUGAAGACGCUGGACAGCACGCACCUGUACUGCGAACCCCCAGAGCAGCAGCCGCUCAGCACCGACCCAGAGUCAGAACUACCCAGUCUGCAGGUGGUGAUGGGUAACCUGGUGUUUGACCUGGGCCUGGUGCAGUACGAUACGGACGACCCCUCCCCCGUCCCCCUGGCCGCUCAGGUGGGGCUGGCCGCCAGCGCUGCCGUGGUGGUGCUAGUGGUGCUGGUCAUCAUCCUCAUGUACAGGAGGAAGAGCAAGCAGGCCCUGCGAGACUACAAGAAGGUUCUGGUCCAGCUGGAGACGCUGGAGAUCAAUGUGGGAGAUCAGUGCCGCAAGGAGUUCACAGACCUGAUGACAGAGAUGAUGGACCUGAGUAGUGAUGUGGGGGGUCCGGGUAUCCCGCUGCUGGACUACCGCACGUACGCCGAGCGCAUCUUCUUCCCCGGUCAGAAGGGGGCGCCCCUGAGCCAGAACCUGGACCUGCCCGACUCUCGCAGGCAGACGGUGGAGCAGGGCCUGAGCCAGCUCAACAACCUCCUCAACAACAGGCUCUUCCUCAUUCGGUUCAUCCACACGCUGGAGGCCCAGCAGAGCUUCUCCCAGCGUGACCGCGGCUACGUGGCGUCCCUGCUCACCAUGGCGCUGCACGACAAGUUGGAGUACUUCACCGACGUCAUGAAGACCCUGCUGAGUGACCUGGUGCAGCAGUACGUGGACAAGAACCCCAAACUCAUGCUGCGCAGGACUGAGACAGUGGUGGAGAAGAUGCUGACCAACUGGAUGUCCAUCUGCCUGUACUCCUUCCUCAAGGAAGUGGCGGGGGAGCCUCUCUACAUGCUGUACAGGGCCAUCAAGUACCAGGUGGACAAGGGGCCGGUGGACGCCGUGACGGGCAAAGCCAAGCGCACGCUCAACGACAGCCAUCUCCUCCGGGAGGACAUCGACUACACCUCCAUGACUCUAACGGUCAUGAUAAAGAGUGGUGUGGAGGUGCAGCAGUGUCCGGUGAAGGUGUUGGACCUGGACACCAUCACUCAGGUGAAGGACAAGAUCCUGGACCAGCUGUACAAGGGGAUGCCCUACUCGCAGAGGCCCAAGGCAGACUCCCUCGACCUGGAAUGGAGGGCGGGCCAGGCGGGUCACCUGACCCUGUCAGACGACGACGUGACGGCCAUCAUUCAGGGCCGCUGGAAGAAAAUCAACACCCUGCAGCACUACAAGGUCCCAGACUUAGCCACAGUAGCACUCAUACCUCGCUCCCAGAGCUCUGUUGUCAUGGGCGUCAAUCAAGUCUUCCAAACCGGAGAAAAGACCCCCAUGCUGGAGGGGGAGGAGGAGGAGGGCCAGAGGCUGUGGCACCUGAUCAAGUCCAGCGAGGACCCAGAGAUCCCCAAACACCGCAAGAGCAGCAUGAGGGAGCGGGAGCGAGCCAAGGCCAUCCCCGAGAUCUACCUCACCAGGCUGCUGUCCAUGAAGGGCACGCUGCAGAAGUUCGUGGACGACGUGUUUGUGGCCAUCCUGAGCACCAAGAGGCCGCCGCCCAUCGCCGUGCGCUUCUUCUUCGACUUCCUGGACGACAUGGCGGAGAAGCACGGCAUCGACGACCCUGAGACCGUGCACAUCUGGAAGACCAACAGUCUUCCUUUGAGGUUCUGGGUGAACAUCCUGAAGAACCCCCAGUUUGUCUUUGACGUGCAGGUGACGGACAGCGUGGACGCAGUGCUGUCAGUUAUAGCGCAAACCUUCAUCGACUCCUGCACCACCUCGGAGCACAAAGUGGGAAGGGACUCCCCUGUGAAUAAGCUACUUUACGCCAGGGAGAUCCCCAGGUACAAGCAGCUGGUGGAGAGGUAUUACAGUGAUAUUCACAGUUCUGGCUCGGGCUGCUACCAGGAGAUGAACUCCACUCUGACAGAGCUAUCAGGGGUAAAUAGCUUUGCGUCGGAGAUGAACAGUGUGGUGGCCCUGCAUGAGCUCUAUAAGUACAUCAACAAGUACUACGACCAGAUCAUCAUGUCAUUGGAAGAGGAUGCGGCAGGGCAGAAGAUGCAGUUGGCCUACCGCCUCCAGCAGGUCGCCGCCCUGGUGGAGAACAAAGUCACUGACCUGUGACCUGUCCCUACAUGCCCACGCAUACGAGAACUUUGACCAUGAACUUCAAAAAAAAAAAACGUUUUGCACUCUUUGUCUGAGUGACUGACUGACUGAGUGGUGGCUAGGACCCGGAAAGCGAAAUGAGGAACAGAAGGAGGAGUCUGACCAAUGAACUUGCCUGUCGUGCAAUCAAUGGGUGCCAGGUUGGGAUGUGAAAGCCAGCCGUCGAACCAAAACAUAAAGAGUCUCUGCGCUCUCUCAACAUCCUGCUGUGACCAGAGCUACAGUGGGAAACUCCUCUCUCACGUCAUGGAUGUGACUUGAGCAAAUGGAGAGGCGCUGUAAAAGGGAAUGACGUGCAUUACUGGGAACAGCGAAACAAAGUGGACGCGAGAGACAGGAACUGUACUGGAAGGACAAUUACAAUCUCACGGAGAGAUGCUCUCUGUCUCUCUAUUUCUAUGAGUGUCAUUGUGUUAGUUCAUCUGAAGUUAAAGUGUGUUUUUUAAUUAUUUUUCAUCAGGUGUGUGUACGUGCAAGAUGAUCUUGGCUAAUUCUUCCGUAAAAUUAAUAUAUUGGA